Coprinopsis cinerea okayama7#130 is the source of this 2007-nucleotide messenger RNA. RefSeq lists its product as hypothetical. The transcript has a single exon. The coding region runs from base 1 to 2007 and encodes 668 amino acids. The record is from RefSeq and is a predicted model, not a curated record. Lineage: Eukaryota; Fungi; Basidiomycota; Agaricomycetes; Agaricales; Psathyrellaceae.
AUGCCAGGCAGGGUCAUUGCCAAUGCCUUCGCCUCUCAUUCUCUAAGGAAAUCCGUCAGCUCACUCGCUAUCCCACUCAAUACCCUAUGGCCUGCUAAUAUCUCAAACGCCGCGCCGUCGUCGUCGUCAGACUCCCCGUCACCGCCAGCAACUUUUUCAGCCCCGUCAUCAAGCAAUGUAGUCAAGAAAAGCGCCUACGCAGACCUGAAAUAUUCCCUGUCGAUUUCGGGCAACCCGUCACGCGUCUGGAACAACUACCUCACCCUGCUGGACAGCAUCGGCUUCCAGCAACUCCCACUGGAACUUCACCAAGAGGUACUGCGAAAGUGCACUCCGUCUCACCAAAAGCUUCGCCUGGCUGUCACACGGCGUCUGCUGGCGGGGAAUAUUCCAAAAAGUCCCCACAUCAACGAGGGUCGCUUCCAAACAAUCAUUCGCAACAUCCGCGCAGGCGGGAACGUCCCCACCCUCGACGACUACCACUUUGUCUUAUACCAGUUCGCCGCGACAGGUCACUACAUCGGCACCCUCAAUGUCUACCGCGAGUUGAUGCACCUUGGUCAUAUACCGACAGCGAAGACGCUCGGGUUGUGUUUCCAGGCCAUUGCUCACCGGUUUACGCUGCCAAUAACCGAUGCCGACCGUCCCACUAUCGUCGAACAAACGCGUCAAAUGUAUUCCGAGAUGUUGGCCGACAUGCGUCGCUUCGAUAUCCCAUUGACUUCGGUCAACGCGGACUUGUCGCUCCGGAUAUUGAAGGAGAAUUUGGAUUUGGAGGCGUUGGAAUCCUUGUUGCGAUGGGCGUAUGGGAUUGACUUGUCGUACCCAGACAAGGUUCCAUUGGAAAUGAUGGAAUCCAAAUCUCCUCCGCUACCCUUCUCUACCUCCGCCCUCAACACCACUCUCGAAAUCCUUGGCCAGCACGGCCACAUCUCGAAGAUGGUUCAAGCCUUCGAGGUGCUCACCCAACCACUUCCCCACGCCCAGGAACACUUCUUCUCUACCUUUGACGAGGACGAGGAUGAUAUUGGUGCCAUUUCCAAUAUCAAACCGCCCUUCAAGACUCCUCACGCCACGCCCAACACAACUACCUACACCAUCCUCAUGCGUCACAUAUGUCGAGCUGACCACGCAACUUUUGCCCGACAUUACAUCAACGAGACGAGACAUCUGGACAGGGAGGUAAAUACAAAGCUGCGCAAAGCUUUGCACUACAAACCCCAGAACCUGAAGUUGUCGGAGAUCCCUUCUCCCAAUUUCUCGUUUAACAGAGGGAUUGUCCUGCCCGUUCUUGGUCAAACCAACAGGCGUAAACGGUUCGGCUUGAUGAAGUGGUUGUCGACCAAAAUGCCCAAGAUCAUCAAGAAGAAGAAGCAGGAUCUCGAGUGGUACACCAUGAAGCGCGAUUCUAUCCGCGCGUAUAUGGAGAGCCUGCCCCGUGUACAGCCUGCAGAAGCGAUGGAACCUGCCGACGCUGUAGCUGAGGUGUCCUCCGACUCUUCCCCUUCCAAACUUUCUCCCAAGCCCCAAGCAGAACCCCUUGAUUUGGACACGGAUUCGACAGCCCCGCCUCCCGCCCCCCGCGUCAAACCAAUCAACCUUGACGUACACAUUGAAAUCCUUCGCAAUGACAUCCAAGGACUGGAACACUUUGCUGAGUACCUCGACGACCUCGUCGGACGAACUUCUCAACGCGUCAAAGAGCGACUGGGACGGCGUGUAUGGGCUGGUAAAGACGUUUGGUUUGCGGAGACGCGGAAGAGAGCUGUCAUUUCACGGGAGGAGUGGAUGGACGCUGUUGGGUUCAGGCCUAGGAGGCGGGUUCAUUCGGUCUUGGCUGGGUCGAACCCCAGACCAAGGGCGGUGGGAACUGGUGGGCUGAGGAGUGCGACCUGGGCGAACGAAAAUUACUUCAGUCAUAAUCGGGCUGCGCUGUGGGGACAGAGGUCAUUUUCGACAUCGUUCGCCGGGGUUAAGGCCCAGAGAAGUGGGUCUUUGUCAUCGUAG